Diachasma alloeum is the source of this 732-nucleotide messenger RNA. Its product is annotated as ABC transporter G family member 23. NCBI's taxonomy places the organism in Eukaryota, Metazoa, Arthropoda, Insecta, Hymenoptera, Braconidae. Bases 130 to 732 code for a protein of 200 amino acids. The transcript has 5 exons. Gene Ontology annotation, molecular function: ATP binding; ATP hydrolysis activity. The record is from RefSeq and is a predicted model, not a curated record.
CUUCAGUUUACGUGACGUUUAAGUUUCCAUCGACCACGUGCCAAACGUUUAUUUGUUGUCAAUGAAAUUUAACAAAGAAAUCAAUUUUUGUUUGUUACCCAGAACAGUUCAUAGUUGAAGAUAAAGAAAAUGACGGCAGUGGCACCGACCAGUGACAAUAUAGGAGUCGGUUCAGCCAACUCCAACUCAAUUACCACAAUGCAAAAUCCCGAAACCAUAAUGGAGAACAACAUAAUAAGUCAGAACACAGUUUUAGCCACCCCAGGUCUAAACAAUUCCGCCUGGAAUCGUCAGCAGGCUGUCAGUGUGCGUCAUGCAUUUAAAACAUAUGGUAGUAGCAAAAAUCCAAAUCACGUACUACAGAAUCUCAGCAUGACAGUCGCCAAAGGAUCAAUAUACGGUCUCCUCGGUGCUAGCGGCUGCGGAAAAACCACCCUGUUGUCAUGUUUAGUGGGACGCAGGCGGCUCAAUUCUGGUGAGAUUUGGGUGCUAGGGGGUAAACCCGGUACCAAGGGCUCUGGAGUACCUGGAAAAAGGGUAGGGUACAUGCCACAGGAAAUCGCACUAUACGGUGAAUUUACUAUUCGGGAGACCAUGAUGUAUUUUGGAUGGAUUUUCGGAAUGGAGACACCCGAGAUCGUAGAAAGGCUGAGGUUUUUACUACAGUUUUUGGAUCUGCCUUCACAGAACAGAAUGGUCAAGAAUCUCAGAGUGCUGAAACCCAUACAUUAG